Messenger RNA from Eupeodes corollae, 1126 nucleotides. RefSeq lists its product as uncharacterized. The coding region runs from base 200 to 949 and encodes 249 amino acids. The transcript is spliced from 3 exons. NCBI's taxonomy places the organism in Eukaryota, Metazoa, Arthropoda, Insecta, Diptera, Syrphidae. Gene Ontology annotation, molecular function: DNA-binding transcription factor activity, RNA polymerase II-specific; RNA polymerase II cis-regulatory region sequence-specific DNA binding; protein dimerization activity. Gene Ontology annotation, biological process: mesoderm formation; regulation of transcription by RNA polymerase II. Gene Ontology annotation, cellular component: nucleus. The record is from RefSeq and is a predicted model, not a curated record.
GGUGUCAGCGGCGGCGGAGUCUAAUGUUCUUCUCAGUCAGUGGAUGAGAUCUCUACGCGCACAGAUCGAUCAGUGGAUCAGUAUCAGUAAAAGUUAUUAGAAUAGAACUCGGGAUCGGGAUGCAAAAGACGAAAUCUCUUUUGAAAGUAGUUAAAUUAACUUAAGAAAGUUCUUGAAAUAUCUCCUAUCCUAACUCGUUAUGAAUUCGGACGUGCAACGUGUUGAGAAAAGUUACAAUUCGGAUUGUCCUUCAGAGGACGAACGGGGUGAAGAUAAUCGAGUUAUUUUGGAAAUUGGUGUUAACGUUCCUUACUCCACGACAACGGCGACGACGGCAUCGUCGCUUGUUGCAAUUCCACCAACCGCCCCUAUGCCAUAUCCGCCGGAUAUACGUUUUGCACCGACAAGUGCUUAUCAUUCAUCCUAUCCAUACCUGCAAUCGCAUCCUUGUGCCAUGAGUAUUCCACAAACUGUAUGCAAUUGGUCGAUCCCGGAAGUGGUGAGGCCACCUCUUUAUCCACAUUAUCCAAACCUGCGAGAGCACACCAUUGUUAAGGAGGAGAAUCCUUCAUGGCGGGAAAAGGCUUUACAAUUGGAGAAAGACUACAAAAAAACAGCAUGUGAUCGUGAGCGCACAAGAAUGCGGGACAUGAAUAGAGCAUUUGACUUGCUAAGACUUAAGCUACCAAUAUCAAAACCAAGUGGAAAGAAAUAUUCAAAAAUUGAAACAUUAAGAAUUGCAAUUGGCUAUAUUCGUCAUCUGCAGGAAUAUUUGAAAAAGCCACCCGAAAAAAGAUCAUCAUCACCUGGAAACUUUCGAUAUACCGAACCAAUUGCAACAUGUUCCUAUGAAUCGCAAGAAUCAAACAGAUCUUCGUGGCAAGGAAACUCUUCUGCUUAUGAAGUUGAUAAUUCGCCAGGAUAUAAUUUAGAAAAAUCGUGGGACUAAAUGACAUGUCCUAUGGACUGGACACGUGGUUGAAAAUAUUUUGUUUUUAUAUACUUGUAUAAUAGAGUAAGAAACCUUAAUUCAAAAAGUUGUGAGUCUUUUCGUCUUCGUAUACAUAUUUAUUAAGUCUUGUUUUGUUUAAGAAGAAAUAAACUGUUAUAUAAGUAUGGCAGGUAA